Molecule: messenger RNA, 1374 nt
Organism: Paraglomus brasilianum
Lineage: Eukaryota; Fungi; Glomeromycota; Glomeromycetes; Paraglomerales; Paraglomeraceae
Source: the annotation of a GenBank genome assembly
AUGUCUCCCUCGAAAAGGAAUGAGGAAAAGAACUACGUCUUUUGCUAUUACGUGUCUGGACAUGGCUUUGGUCAUGCAACGCGCGUAGUUCAAAUCGCUUCCGAAAUCCUCUCCCUCUCACGUUCGCAUACUACCUACAUAAUUUCCAAUGCUCCUCGCUUCAUCUUUCAGGCUGUCAUAGAUCUCGGGGCACAAUACCGUCAUGCGCUAAUAGAUGCAGGUGUACAGCAGCCGUUACCAUAUACGGUUGAUCGAGAAAGAACGAUAACCGACUUGACUGAAUUCUUAGAAAAACGGGAAGAGAUGCUGGAUAUCGAGGUUAACUGGUUGAAGGAAGUUAAAGCAGACAUUGUUUUGAGUGAUGCUCCUUUUCUACCGUGCGCUGCUGCCGCCGCCGCCGGCAUUCCCUCAUCCAUAGUUUCCAACUUUACGUUUGAUGCCGUUUACCAUGGAUUAUGCGAGGGCGAUGGACUAGAUAUAACAAUAAGAUCUCUUGUUGAACGAGUCAUAGCUGAUUAUAAAAACUCGGAAUUAUUGAUAAGAUUGCCGGGCUAUAUACCAUUGCCUGCGUUCCCAGGUACACAACUGUAUCCUAAUGAUCGGGUUUUGGUUGAGAAGAGAACAAGCAAUAGAAAGGGAAAAGUAGAGAAGAACGGUGUUAGAACGAGGAAAGUUGGAGCCAACGGGGUCGUCAUACAUGACCACAAAUCUUCCAUAUUUUCCUCCCGUAGAACCACCCGCUCUCGUCAAAAAUCUGCAACUUCUCUUAAUCUACGACGAGUAAUCGAUGUCCCACUUGUAGUUCGAAAGUGCAAGAGACCUCGUGAAGAUGUCUUGCGUGACCUAAAUAUUCCUCGUGAAAUUUUUGAAACGCACAAGAUUCUUCUCGUUCAAUUUGGUGGACAAAAAGUUGCCAAUAACAAAGAGCUGGGCGAGCCGUUGCCCGACGGAUGGAUUGCAAUUGUUUGCGGAGCAUGGGGUGCUGACGGAAGGACUUUACCAGACAGGUUUUACAAGUGUCCGUUAGAUGCAUACUUGCCUGAUCUUACUAACGCAGCCUCGGUUGUAAUGGGGAAACUGGGUUAUGGCACAUGCUCGGAAUGUAUAGGUCAUUCCAAGCCAUUCAUAUACGUCUCUAGACCUCAAUUUAUGGAGGAAAUGGGCCUUAAAAACCUCAUGUUGAGGCAAGGUUCAUGUGUAGAAAUUCCAAAAGAGCACUUUGAAACAGGUCGAUGGCAAUCAUACAUUCUCAAAGCGUCUGCAUUAUCCGGUGGAUGUGAAGACGAGAAGAAAAGAUUGAGUCAUGACGGUGGCAAAGUGACGGCACAGUUGCUUGAGAAGUUCUUGGAUGACCGGAUCAGGUUGAAGGCGUGA